Messenger RNA from Pecten maximus, 1950 nucleotides. RefSeq names its product innexin unc-9-like. The transcript has 2 exons. Bases 156 to 1535 code for a protein of 459 amino acids. The record is from RefSeq and is a predicted model, not a curated record. Lineage: Eukaryota; Metazoa; Mollusca; Bivalvia; Pectinida; Pectinidae.
UCAUUGGCCCAAACUCAUGCCAAACUGCGGUUCAAAUAGAACAUGGCGGAACUCAGGAUUAACAUACUUUGAAAACAUGGACACUGGUCAGCAAGCCCAGCCUCCGGACUAGAUAUUGACCGUUAUCCCGUGACCAGUAAAUCUGAGGGCCAGCCAUGCCUGUUGUUACAUUCUUGGACUAUAUCCUUGGACCUCUGAUUGUCAACCCUGGAUACCGGAAGGCGUUUGAUGACAACUACGUCGAUCGGAUAUCGCGUUACUACACCAUAAUAUUCCUGCUGUUUUUCCAGAUUUAUGUAGUGACAGAGGAAUAUGUGGGAGAACCUAUAUAUUGUUGGUGUCCGCCAGAGUUUACAGAAAAUGAGGUAUAUUAUACAGAAAACGUCUGCUGGGUAUCAAAUACAUAUUACAUUCCAUUUUCUAAAACGAUUCCCCCUAACUACCAGGCACGGAAGGACGAGUCAAUUGAUAUCACAUAUUACCAAUGGGUGCCAUUAGCAUUAUUUCUCAUGGCGUUGCUCUGCUAUAUCCCGCGUUUCAUAUGGAGAUACGCGACUGCGAUGGCUGGUCUAGAUUUGAAAAAGUUCUGCGUCCUCGCCAAACAUUUCCGACAUUCUUCACCGGAAGAGAGAGAAAUGCGCCUGCGCAAUAUGGCUACCUACAUGGAUGUAUGGUGUACGGGGAUUAAUCGUUAUAGAGCAGGACUGUACGCACCUAUACGGGAAAAACUGAGCACAUACUGUUCCCUGGGGUGUGGUAGACACUUCGGAACCUUCUACAUCAGCCUUAUGACUUUCAUAAGGUUUCUUUAUUUUGUCAAUGCGUUUGGGCAACUGUUCUUCCUGAACGAAUUCCUGGGAAAUAAGUUUUAUGUUUACGGAUAUGAAGUGAUACAAGCGUUCCUCCAGGGAAAAGACUGGACAAUGUCUCCUAGAUUUCCACGCGUGACUCUCUGUGAUGUGGAAUUCCGCCAGCUCAGUAAUGUACAACGUUAUACGUUACAGUGCGUGCUGCCCAUCAACUUAUACAACGAGAAGAUUUUUUUGACUUUGUGGUUUUGGUUUCUUGGCCUCUCUAUACUAGCGCUUAUCAAUCUGUGCUGUACCAUCGCUAUAUUUCUCAUCCCGUUUUUCAACGAAAGUUUCAUCAAAAAAUAUUUACAAAUGAUGGGAGUUUAUGGUUCCUCAGUGUGUUCUAAAAAGUUGACUUAUAAAUUCAUCCAUCGUUACUUACGACAAGAUGGCGUGUAUGUCCUCAAAGAAUUGUCUGCGAACGCCAACACUGCGAUCUUGCAAGAAUUAUUUGGGUAUAUUUGGGAAUGUUUCAUUGAAAGAGAAAAACGGAACGAAUUCGUCCCAGUAUACAGGUAUAUGCCAGCGAAUUCGUCUUAUCGUGAUAUGUCGUUGCUGUCAUUCCCGAACGCGCCUCUCAGUACUCGACAAGGAACUCCGUUGAUUGUUAGUAACGGCACGCUACGCCAUAUUAGCGAGGAAGACCUUGACAUUGAAGAACACGGAACGGAAACGUUUGUGUGACGUCAUCAUAAUAAUUGCGUAAUAUUCUGAUACACCUGGUAUGGUAUCAUCAUGUACAAUAUACAAAAACAAAGAUUCAACAUCAAUAUCAUUGUAAAACAUACAUGUAGCUGGUCUGUUUCGUCAAGUACUUUAAAAUACGUCAAUGUCAAAUGACACGUAAAAUAUCACUAAUGACGUCAUUAAAAGAUGACGGCACAGGAUUGUCUUGGUAGUGAAUAUUGCGCUCGUGUACAUGUUAAAUUGAAUGUUAAUGUUAAUUUGAAUGUUUUGUGUUGUAAAACAUGUAAUUGCUUCUACACAUUGUAUAUUUAGAUCUGUGUUAAUUUCUCUUGAUUACGCUACAAUAGAAACAUGUUGAUAUAUACAUGUAGUUGAAUAUGUGGCAUACCUACUUGUGCUAUUAAAUAAAUGU